This is a messenger RNA of Penaeus vannamei (Pacific white shrimp), 2278 nucleotides long. RefSeq names its product Zinc transporter 49B (gene ZnT49B). Gene Ontology annotation, cellular component: endoplasmic reticulum; membrane. Gene Ontology annotation, molecular function: monoatomic cation transmembrane transporter activity. The record is from RefSeq and is a predicted model, not a curated record. Lineage: Eukaryota; Metazoa; Arthropoda; Malacostraca; Decapoda; Penaeidae. Gene Ontology annotation, biological process: zinc ion transport; intracellular zinc ion homeostasis; transmembrane transport.
CAUAGCAGUAAGUAACGGCCGUAAAUCGAGGUCGCAGGAGCCUUCAGAGAAUUAAAAGGCAGAUCUCGAACACGAGAGACAAUUUCUCUCAAAGUCUCCUUAAUUACGGUCUGUUGGAGGGAACAAGUCCGUGUGGAUGCUUAGAUGCCUUCGUGAGAGUGGGAGGAUGUAUACCAGAACAUUUAAUAUCCUGCACUUCAUUGUGAGAGACAAGGUUCAUCAUGGAAGCAAAAAGUUUGCGUGUUUUAUUGGUCCGGCUGCAAUCUGUGUUCACCCCAAGAAGACCGAGUUGAGUUACAGCCGCUACCAGCAAGUGCGUCUUGUGCAGCUCUGCCGCCGACUUGCAAACACUAACCAACCCCCAGGGUCCCCCCCAGACUCAAAGGGAGGGGGUGCUGCCGAGGCACCCCCCUCCCAGCCUGCCUCAGCCACAGCUCGGCUGAAAGAGGCAGUCAUUAAAGUAAUGCCACGCAAGAAGGAGAGGGUGAAGUUUGAUACCUCACACCCCUUCACAGAACGCAACUUCAUCACAGCUGUGCGUGCAAUGGCCGAGUUCCUCCUAAAGCCCUCGGACUUGGAGAAUCUUCGCAAAACCAAGAGAAGAUCACCUUUUGAAAACGAGCCGCCCAUAACUGUUUAUUGGAGGAAGGAUGUUGAGGAAAAAGCUGUGCAAGUAUGGGGAAGCAUAGAAGCCUUAGAGAAGGAAAAAAUGAAGAGAGAGAAGGAAGUGAAACAGUAUAAAGAGAACAUCUUCAAUGUGAAGAGGAUCAUGAAAGAGUACCGGCGUGACCAGAGGAGCAUCCCCGAACCCCUCACGCCUGGGGGCAACGGCAAGGAUAUUUCGGGCAAUGUGGUGUGGACAGCAGUUGCCAUAAAUGGAGCUAACCUUGUGAUGAAGCUUGGUGCCUGGGCCUUCACAGGGUCCCACAGUCUUUUUGCCGAAGCCUUGCACUCUCUGGCUGACGUCACCAACCAGCUGAUUCUCGCUUAUGGCAUUCACAAGUCCAAGCAGCGGGCUGACGUAAUACACCCCUAUGGCUACACAACCAUGAGGUAUGUGUCUUCAUUGAUCUCUGGUGCGAUGAUCUUCUGUGUUGGGGCCGGCCUCUCCUUCCAGCAUGGCAUAUCUGGACUCAUGGCUCCCUCUGAGGUGGUACCCCUUUACUGGGCUUUCUACAUCCUGGGAGGCUCCCUUAUUACAGAAGGAGGAACACUUCUCAUGGCAGCUCAUGCCAUCAGGAAGGGGGCUCAGCAACAGCAGAUGUCCUUUACCGAGUAUGUCUUACGCAGCCAAGACCCAAGUGUAAACGUGGUCCUUUUGGAGGACAUGGCGGCCGUAAUUGGGGUCUCCGUAGCAAUGGCAUGCAUGGGCCUCACCUCAAUCACUGGCUCACACAUCCCCGAUGCCAUUGGGUCAUGCCUCAUUGGGGGCAUCUUGGCCGGGGUUUCGGGAUUCAUAAUCUACACCAAUUCAGCUGCGUUGGUUGGGAAAUCCAUCCCCCAGUACCGGCUGGAGAAGAUCAACGAUGAGCUGGAGCGCGAUGUGCUGAUCCGGGCCAUCUAUGACGUCAAGGGCAUUGACAUGGGGACGGGGUUGGUGCGUUACAAGGCUGAGGUAGACUUCGAUGGCAGGGAACUCACGCGGGGCUACCUUGACAAGCAGGACUUAGAUGCAAUCAUGAAGGAAAUACAGGCCAUAAAGACAGUGGACGAGGUGGAAGCCUUCAUGUUAAAGCACGGUGAAAACAUUGUGGACAGUCUGGGAGCGGAAGUUGAUAGGAUAGAAAAAACUCUUAAGAAAGCUCAUCCUGAGAUUCGUCACUGUGAUUUAGAAAUUCUAUAAGUAACAGUAGAUUUCAACUGUGAUCUUCAGCUUUAAGUCUUUGUGCUUCGGUAAGACAGUGUAAAUUUUUCUUAGGACCCCAAUGCAGCCACUACAGAGGUAGAUUUGGGUAUUAUGCAUAUAGUUUAACGUUUUCCUGCCAGAAGAAGGAGGUAAAGCAUAUUAUCUUGCAUCAGUCUGACAGCUGUGAAGUUGUUCUGUAACCAUGCCAGUAAUACCGAAGUAUGAGUGUAUAUGUAUUCCAUUUUUGGUGUGUUAUAUCAGCCUUGUUCCACACUUCAAAUAAUUAUUUCAGUGACUGGAAAACCUCCUUUUUUCUGUUGUAGAUGAAUUAUUACAAGUGGAAGAGUAUCUCACAACAGAUGAAGAGAUUGUAUACAAUGUGUAUAAUAACCUGUAUAUGUAUUUAUAAGAUAAAGAAGUGAGCAGAACAUU